AUGGACAAAGUUCACAAAAGCGGCGUUGCCAUCAUUGGCGCUGGGCUAAGCGGUACCGCUCUCGCCUUGGCCCUCAGUCAGAAGUCUAUCCCGUGCCAAAUCUAUGAAGCAAGAAGCGCGGACGCAGAUGUGCUUACCAGCGGCGUCGUUCUGACUCCAAAUGGUUGUCGGGUUCUCGACGAAAUCGGUGUCCUCAGCCGCAUUGAAGCGAAAAGCUUUCUCUUCAAGCAGAGCAUCAUCAAGGAUGGCGAGGAUAAGACGAUUGCGACGACGGAUGUUUCUUCCCGAGACAAGAAGGGAUAUCCUGCCUAUCGACUGUAUCGUCUUACACUUCUGAAAGAAAUGAAGAAAAUGUUAGUGGAGCGAAAUGUUCCGAUUCACUAUGACGCCAAGUUCGAAAAGAUCAUCAGCGAUACCGCUGAUGGGGUCUCAUUUCAGGUCGGCAAUGAAGUGAAUCAUGCAGCAAUCAUAGUUGGAUCCGACGGCAUACACUCUACCCUCCGUCGUUAUCUUACGGACCGGGCGCCCGCUUACACAGGAUUAUUUUGCGUGUAUGGACACAUUCCAACGAGCCCUAUCAAUUGGCCUGACAAAGACUUCUACACUGGUAGCUGCACCGUCUUAGGCAAACCAGGCAGUCUAUUCAUGGUCCCCGAAGUAGCUGACGGUACAACGCUUAUGGUCGGCACCCAAUUUCCAUACCCAGAGCAAGACCGCGAAGGAUGGCAAACGUUAGCUGCUAAACCUGAGUCACUGGUUGCACUGCUUCACAAUGACUAUGAUGAAUGGCACAACACGGCAAGACAGAUUCUCGAUCAGUUAUGCAGCAUCUCAGAUUGCCUUUUGAGUUGGCCGUUUUACGAAAUGCCAAAGUUGCCUGCUUGGUCCUCAUUGUCCGGAAAUGUCAUCAUCAUCGGGGAUGCCGCUCACGCUAUGCCAGCAUCCUCCGGACAAGGUGUUAACCAGGCCUUGGAAGAUGCUUAUUCUCUGUCGAGGCUCAUCGCUGUAGAUUGGACAAGGGAAAAAUGGCCACUCAGCCUUGAGAUAUGGCAAUCUUGGCGACAGGCAAAAAUUGACCGCGUACUUCUGAUGACUCGAGCAACAAAUCUACGAAGAUCUGCAGAAGUCACCAGACAGACAUCGAACGCAGCAGCUGGUUUGGAACCGGCACUGCUAGAUCCGACUCGGUGGCUAUUUGACUUGGACAUAGAGAGCUUAGACGCAAGAUUGGCAGCAAUCUAG
Molecule: messenger RNA, 1242 nt
Organism: Colletotrichum scovillei
Lineage: Eukaryota; Fungi; Ascomycota; Sordariomycetes; Glomerellales; Glomerellaceae
Exons: 2
Coding region: 1-1242 (413 amino acids)
Molecular function (GO): monooxygenase activity; FAD binding
Source: RefSeq, a predicted model, not a curated record